Colletes gigas is the source of this 3309-nucleotide messenger RNA. RefSeq lists its product as uncharacterized. The coding region runs from base 1 to 3309 and encodes 1102 amino acids. The record is from RefSeq and is a predicted model, not a curated record. Lineage: Eukaryota; Metazoa; Arthropoda; Insecta; Hymenoptera; Colletidae. Gene Ontology annotation, molecular function: zinc ion binding; nucleic acid binding. The transcript has a single exon.
AUGGCGAUCCAGAUGACGGAGGAGCAGCUCCUUCGCCUGCUCAGCGCGACGCGGCGCAUGGACGCGCCCGCCGCAACCCCGCAAGAAAGUUUCGCCCGCUGCACGGCGAGAUACGACGGAGCACGCUGCAGACAACGGCUCGAGGAGUUCAUAGCCACCGCCUUGAUAUUCAAGGAUAUCGAAAACAUCACAGACGGCAACGCGGUGAAGGGACUCCCGCUCCUCCUCGAAGGAGAAGCCGCCAUCUGGUGGCAAGGCGUAAAAACGAACCACGCAACAUGGCGCCAGGCCAUGGACGCCCUACAGCAGCAGUACGCACCACGUCGGUCGGCCCCUACAAUAUAUGCAGAACUGUUUGCAACCAAGCAGGAUGGCCGCGUCUCCACAGACGCCUUCCUAGCGGGGAAAAGGGCCCUGCUGGCCGAGCUUCCACACCGCCAUGAGGAAGGCAUUCAACUGGACAUGGUAUACGCGCUCCUGAAACUAAGCCUGAGGUAUAAAAUACCGCGACGCAGCGUGACAACGUUUGACGACCUCACUCAGAGGGCAAGGGAAAUAGAGGCCUUCGAACAGGAACGCAAGUCCAGCCAGCCAAUAGUCAGAAGGGAGCCGUCACCAACCAAGAAUCGUGUGAGGUGCACCUACUGUAGGAAGGACGGGCACUCCACAGAAGAAUGCCGAAGAAGACGUCGGGAGCAAACCACGACACCGACGCAACCGGCACAGCCCGCACCAACCACCGUUCGGUGUUAUGGCUGCGGGAAAGCGGGCUAUGUACGAAGCCGCUGCCCCAACUGUACACAAGCCCAAUUGUCCAGCAUCGAACCAGCCGAGUUCUGCGCAAUUUCCGCCACGCAGCAAUGCCCGCGACCAUCAGUCAUGGUACGCAUACAUGGUCACUCAGGCUAUGCCUUCUUCGACACAGGGGCAAAAACCAGCGUUGCGAGCAAAGGGCUGCAUAAAGUGCUCGCGGACAGCGGAAUACGCUUCCAACGAAGCCAGAUGAGAGUUGCCUUGGCAGACGGACACCCACGGACCAGGACCAUCCUAGGAGCCCAUCUCACGGUAUCCCUAAAUGGCCACACUAUCAAAGCACCAUUCAUCGUACUCCUAGAAGCAGAAGAAAACAGAACCCUCCUGGGAAUGGACUUCUUGGAAAUGGCCGGGGUGGUUAUCAAUAUACCGCAGAGGGCAUGGCACUUCCUCGACCGACCAGAUCGACAAUAUCUGUUCAAUGCAGAACCAUGCAUUGAGGAGCUGCCACGAAGGACGAAGCGUCCACCCAACAGCACACUGAUGUCCAUUGAUGCGCGACACCACGCCAACCGGCAGCAGGAGAAACACCGCCAGGACAAGGGCCAAACGCCACCGCCGACCGAAGAGAAGGACGAUCGGGAAAUUAUCGACGAGCUAUUUGAACGCUGCUUCUCAGGAUACGUUGAGCUAGCGGCUGUCGAAACCGAGAUCAGAGCGGACGAGCCCCGAACCCUUCCUUCGGAAUCCAGGCAAGAGCUGUCCACCCUCCUAGAACAGCACCGGGACCUGUUCGAAAACCACGGGGACCCCACAAACCACGCCGAACAUCGGAUCGAGACGGGCGACAACGCCCCAAUCGCAGUUCCCCCGUACCGCCUGUCACCAGCCAGGAAAUUCGCACUCCGCGAAGAGCUAAACCAAAUGCUGGCAGACGACGUAAUCGCGGAAUGUGAAUCGCCAUGGGCAGCUCCCGUGGUGUUGGUUAACAAACGGGACGGAGGAAUACGCGUAUGCGUCGACUGUCGCCGUCUUAACGCGAUAACCACGACGGACGCCUACCCUCUCCCAAGGAUCGACGAUCUACUGCACUCGGCACCGAAGCCAGCCAUCAUGACAGCCCUGGACCUAAAAGCCGGGUACUGGCAAGUACCGGUUAGGAAACAGGACCAGGAGAAAACGGCAUUCACGACCCCCUUUGGGAUAUACUGCUUCCAACGAAUGCCGUUUGGCCUUAAAAAUGCACCGGCCACCUUCCAGCGGCUCAUGGACCGCUUCAAGAGUAAUUUCCCUGGGCUAACAAUGGUCGCAUAUUUGGACGACCUCCUCAUCUUCUCGGCCUCAUGGGAAGACCACCGCAACGACUUGCGAGCGGUAUUCGAGCGCCUACGGACGUUCAAAUUACGGUUGAAUCGAGGAAAAUGCCGAUUCGCAUGCGCCCAGAUCCGAUAUCUGGGACAUAUCAUCUCGAACAAAGGACUUCAACCCGACCCCAAGAAGAUCCAAGCGAUCCUGGACCGCCCGAAGCCCCAAAACCUCCGAGAACUCAUGGGGUUCGUACAAACCUGCUCGUGGUUUCGCCGAUUCAUAAAAGAUUUCGUAGCGACAGCGGAGCCCCUCACGCGCCUCACGCGCAAAAACGCCACUUGGACCUGGGAAUCCGAGCAACACGAGGCAUUCCUACGCCUCCAGAAGAUGUUGACCGAGGCCCCGAUCCUCCAGCCAGCGGACAGCACGAAACCGUACAAAAUCCGCUCCGACGCCAGCGGAUACGCCAUCGGAGCCGUUCUACUACAAGGGGACCCGACGGCAGAGCACCCGGUCGAGUACGCAAGCCGCUUACUAUCGGCCGCGGAGAAAAACUAUUCCACUACGGAACGGGAAGCAUUAGCCGUCGUCUGGAGCAUCUCUAAGUUCCGGGGAUACAUCGAAGGCGCGCAAAUCCAAGUCAUUUCAGAUCACCAACCGCUCCGAUGGCUAUUCGGCCUCAAAACGCCCAGCGGACGACUGGCCCGAUGGGCCCUAUUACUGCAGCCCUACAACCUGGUCGUUGACUACGCCCCAGGAAAAGCCAACGUGGUCGCCGAUUUCCUCUCGCGACCGCCCCCGAGUCUCCAGGACCAGGGGGAGCCAAGCAGGGUGAGCUUAGUCAGCAUCGACUUCCCGACUAGGGGGAGCGCUGAGCUGCGCGAAAGCCAACUCAGGGACGAACACCUACAGAACAUCAUCAACAGUUUCGAGGACACCGACCAAGGAGAAGAAUUCCUCCGCUGGACCCAGCGCGGCUACCUGCUCGCCAACGAGUCCUGUACCGCUUCUCGCCCGACAUCGAUGGCUAGGACGCGCAAUUCGUCGUACCAGAGCACGAGCGAGAACACGUACUUCGUGAGUAUCACGAUUCUCCUACCGCUGGUCACUACGGCACGGAAAGAACGAUCCAACGGAUCGCCUCCCGGUUCUUCUGGCCCCACCUCCGACGAGACGUCGUCCGACACGUCCGAAAUUGCGUACCCUGCCAGAGGUACAAGGCCACGAACCUUCGACCCGCGGGACUGA